AUGGCAAGAGCGUUGAGGGAUAUAUCAUUAUUCAAUGAUAUAAGAAAGGAUCAAAAUUCGGCAGGAGCCAAGCAUGAGAGAUAUAACAUGAGAGAUCUCCGAAGUAAGAAGAACCAGCAUGUAAAUGGCAUAGAUGAUUAUGAAGAUGAUUCGCUUGACAGAUUUAUAAGAAGGAAGAAAUCCAGAGUUGUGAAAUACAUUCCAUCAUUGUCAGCGUAUAAUGUGUUCAAUGAAUUUCCUUACUAUCCUACGUCAGCCAGUCAGUUACUAGACGGCAAAUUAGACGAAUUUCUAAUGCUGUCAGAACAAUACAAAAGUAGAUUACCCAAAAUACGCAAGCUAGGAUGGAAUAGAUUCAAACCAAUAGGCAUUAAUAAAACUAUGUACGAAUUAGAAAUGCUAAGGUCUCGAGCACGAGCUCAAAACGCGGAAGGGAACAAUGAGGAAGACUUCAGGCAGCACGAUUCUAGAGAAGAGGAUCCAAGAAACAAUGGCUCUAUAGGACGCGUGAUACUGCCUCAUAUUCUACAGGAAAAUGAAGAAUAUGAUACUGGUGAGGGUGUUACAGGAUUGCAUAGCAUGCCAAAUGACAGUAUGGCCAUACUUGCGAAUAACAGUGCUAAUAAUUCGCAAAAUGAGGAAGUAUCAGAGGAGGAUGAAAUAUCAUACGAUUAUGAUGCAGAGUUCGAUCAUGUUGUAGAUGAGGAUGAUAAUGAGGAGGGAGAAGUGCCGGGGGAAGGUGUGGAAGGUAUAGAAGUUCAGAGAGAGAGAAUUGUGCCGGAUGACUUAUUAAUGAGACCCACUUCACUGUCACGCUCCCUACAACAGUUUGUGGAAGAGGCUCAUCAUUUAGAUAGAAACCCAUAUGAUAUUGACAGUGAUAACGACGGAGAAGAUUCAAAGGUAGAACUGGACAUGAAUCCGGAUUUUGAAGAUGACGUGGGAAGAGAGCAUGAUUAUAAUAGCGAAUACAGCCAAGAGCCGACUUCUUAUGGUGGGAUUACACCUGAUCUAGCGAGUAAUUGGAGGAAUUGGACUAGGGAGAGGAUAACUAGUUUAGAUGAAUUAAUGGAGAGACGAGCCAGGCAGCAACGAGGUCAAGAUUAG
Saccharomyces cerevisiae S288C is the source of this 1107-nucleotide messenger RNA. It is a transcript of the gene MND2, whose product is annotated as Mnd2p. Gene Ontology annotation, biological process: anaphase-promoting complex-dependent catabolic process; regulation of mitotic metaphase/anaphase transition; protein ubiquitination. Gene Ontology annotation, cellular component: anaphase-promoting complex. Bases 1 to 1107 code for a protein of 368 amino acids. The record is from RefSeq and is marked reviewed. Lineage: Eukaryota; Fungi; Ascomycota; Saccharomycetes; Saccharomycetales; Saccharomycetaceae. The transcript has a single exon.